This is a messenger RNA of Raphanus sativus (radish), 1372 nucleotides long. Its product is annotated as protein BCCIP homolog. NCBI's taxonomy places the organism in Eukaryota, Viridiplantae, Streptophyta, Magnoliopsida, Brassicales, Brassicaceae. The record is from RefSeq and is a predicted model, not a curated record. The transcript has 7 exons. Bases 164 to 1129 code for a protein of 321 amino acids. Gene Ontology annotation, cellular component: nucleus.
ACUUUCCUUCAUAGUUCAUCGAAAUCGAACAAGGUUUUGGGUUUUUUUUUGUUUUUGUUUCAGAGACAGAGAGCUUAGGUCGUGUCCGUGUUUGGUCAGAAGGUCGAAACUUGAAGUAUUUUUUAGCUACUGCUCACUGCUAUAUCAUCAAGCGUUUUUCCAGAUGCCUCGGAGACCAUCGGGAGGAGGAAGAAGAUUCAUGAAGCAUCAACCUUUAGCAUUUUCACCGUUUAUGCGGUCACUUUCUUUAGCUUCAAGGCGUAGUAAACAAGAGGACUCUCAACGCUCUGAAGAGCUGAUGUCUUUUGAUGAAAGGCUCCCAACUUCAUCUAAAAAGGAGAAAAAGGAAGAGCUUUCAGACUCCUCUGAUGAUGAAGACUCCCAGGGAGAUGUACAAGCAGACUUUGAGUUCUUUGAUCCUAAGACAACAGACUUCAACGGAGUCAAGAUUCUUCUCAAAAACUAUCUAGAUGACAAGGAGUGGGAUUUGAGCAGCUUUGUUGAUUUGGUAUUGGAACAGACUACAGUAGGAACCGUCGUGAAAGUAGCAGAUGAUGAGGACGAGUCUGUGUUUGCUGUCGUCUCUGCUCUCAACUUGGGAAGAUACAAGGAGCACAAGUGCUUUAGAGAGGUGAAAGAGUUUCUUCUCCAAGUCUGUUCGGAGAAGAGUGCCGCUAGUGAUCUCAAACUGUUGCUGGAGAAGAAGGCGCAUGAUGUUGGUAUCUUGGUGUCUCAGAGAGUGAUGAACCUUCCUCCGCAGCUUCUUCCUCCACUGUACGACGGGUUGUUUGAUGAAGUCGAAUGGGCUACGGAAGACGAGCCUACGGAGGAGCUUCGUGGCUCGUUCCGGUUCAAGUGGUAUCUACUUGUCACCAAGAUUUACAAACUGAAGAAUCCUAAGCAGAGGAAGCCUCGUCGUGGUGAAGAAGAGGAAGAGGAAACAGUGUUCCUUAAGCCUGAAGAUGAACUCUUUCUGCAGCUGAGUUCUUGGUCUUUUACGUACCCUAUGCGCUCACAGCUAGUGACUUCUGGAGAAAUGAAGAAUUAUCAGCUGAUGGGACUAGUGAUGGCUGUGGAAGCAAAAAGGAUUCCCGAGUUCAGGCAGAUGUUGAAUUCUCUCAUUGAUUGAAUGAACAAUUGAUGUGAACAUCUUUGUCUACUUCUUGGAGAGUGUUCUAAGUUGGUCGUUUGUUUAUUUGAUUCACCGCCAGUUUUGAUAGUGGUUUUUCCAGCAUAGUUCUAAUGUCCUGUUGUUUUAUCCAGCAACCUUUUUUUUUACAUGUCAUUGGGAACUCUAGUUUCGUGUGUCUGAAGCGAUGUCUUGUUAAACUCUCUAUUAAUGUUUUAUAGCAUUUCCAAUUCACUUCUAUAA